AAGAUAUUUGAAAUUUUUACCUGGCAUCUCUGCACUUCAGUUAUUGAAUAUAUUGAUUCUAAUAACAAUAAUAUGAGUUCGAACUAGUAAAAAUUUAAAAGGCAACCUUUAUAGCAUCUCCAGCACUCUAAAAUCAUGUCCAAUAGAAAUGUUAUUAAUAGAUUGAAGAAACAACCAUCAUCACUGUUUAACUCGUGCGUCCGUUAUGUAGCCCGAAAUCUCAAACAAUAUAAGCACAACGAUUAUCUAGAGCUGUUACCACCGUUGAUCAAAAAUGCUCUUGUAGUAAAUGUGACCCGAGUGCAGCGAGGAUUUCACGAUGAUGAGCUGUUGGAGAUGCUGACAAAUCGGACUCUCACUAGAAUAAACCUAUCCAGCUCUACUAUUACUGACCGAACGCUGAUUUUACUGGCGAAUAAGUGCCUAAAGCUGCACAGCCUUGUACUAACACAGGGCGAUUAUCGUUUUACUCAGCUCGGAUUGAAAGCUAUUGCCUAUAAUUUGCACCAAUUACAACAGAUUUCAAUUAAAAACUGCACUCUUAUAGACGAUAGUUUUAUCGACCGAUUAACACAGAGUUGUUCGAGGCUGGACCUCAUGGAUUUCGAAGGUUGUCCGAACAUUACAGACUGCUCGGCAAACUCUAUCAAGGGACUAGCACUGACCAAACUUAAUCUUUCCCGGACAGGAAUUUCCGACAAAUUUCUGAAGGAAAUAGCCGAACAGCAGUGCGGUCGCUCUCUGGAAGAUCUCAAUGUAGGACACUGUAAGAUAACCGGUGCUGGAUUAGUUCGACUGCCAUGGAAUACAAUCAAAUACAUCGGAUUCGAAGGAUGUGACAUCGAUGAUCUCGAAUUCAUCGAAAUGAGUAAAAAUCUCAAGUACAUUCAGUGGACAAUAUCCAACUGAUGGUUAUUUCGCCACGCAGAGUGGACAUGCAAUAUUUAACCUACCGCAACAGCUUUCCAUAGAAAUUUUAUUUACAAACAGUGAAGAUUUAAUCGUCCAAGACGACUUUGAAAGCCGGUACUUUUUUAAGAGUGACUUCCUACAAAACAACGAUACCCCAGUUCUAGAUAAAACCGCAGCCGUACAUAUGGGAAUUUAAAGCAAUUACUAAUUUUUAGUAUAAGAAGUUUUUGUGUAAUGUGUGUUUACGGUAUCUGCAAGCUAAACAAUCAGUGUAUUUGAUUAGUACUGCUUAUCAAGUUGAUAAUCGUUUUCUCACAAAAAAAUUAUUUUCGCGUACUAUAAAUAGAGCUCUAAAGACGAAACAAUGCAAUUCUCGUCUGGACCGAAUCAAUCAAUCUUCAACAUGUUUUGCUGGUGUGUUUUAUGUGUACAAGUGAACUAAAUUUAAUGUUUCGUAGUAUUUUUGAAGCAGUUUUGCCUCUAUCAGUUAAAUUUUGAGAAUUUGGAAACCUAAAUAUAACGAAAACAACCAAGCGUCAGAUUUUAUAACGUAUGUUUAACAUAUAACAGAAAAUAAUGUCAGCUAGAUAGAUGCUUUGUUACACAUACGACGUAAUAUCUUAUUAACAUCCAACGUAAUGUAUUAUUAGCAAUCAAUAGAACUAUAUGGACCAGUUUCAAGGCGUAUUUGCGUCGUUAUUUGUAGCAAAUAAAUUCUAUGUAAUCUAUAAUCAAUUAGUAACCUACAGUAUAGCAUAACUAGUGAUAGUUCUAUUAAAAAAAUUUGAAAUUAUAUGCAUUUCUACUCUGCAUAGAUCGAAAAAAAUCUACACAAGUAUAAUACUUUAACUUUGUAACACUUAUAAACGAGCUCUCUGUUUUACGUACUUACUCUUACUGUUUCGUAUAUGACUACAUAACCAGGAAUACGAUGUGAUGUAAAAAAUAUGCAUAUUUAGAAUCACUCAGUAUUUAUUACGCAUAUAUUAAAAGCAAUGAAAUUAAGAAAAAACACCACUUCAAAGGGCAUUAAAGGAGUAAACUUGGUAACGAAUAACGUGACUCUGAUUCUCAAGAAUGAGAAUCGGUGAGAAGUUCUAAAAGGUUGUACCUGUGAAUCAUUCAGCCUUAAUUUAGCGGUGAUAUUCAAGAUCAUGCAACCAGUUUUGUUUCGUUAUCCAAGUGGUCAAAAAGUGCGAAGCAAAUGAUAUGAUUAGUUUUAUUGAGAAACACCCCGAGGUAUGAUCUAUUAGUUUCACGAUGCGAACAAUAUAAGCGUACGUAAAAGAAGUUACAAUAUUUUAGGGCACAUAUUAUAGCAGAAACAAUCUUAUAAUCGACCAUUUAAUCUAGAAUCAAAUUGCACAGGUAUAUAAUACAGCACUGUUCCGGAAAGUAAUGAGACUUCCAAUUGAUUUCAGCCAUUGGUGAUUCGAUCAGUGGAAGUCUGUUUUACCAAAUUGUUGCCGCGCUCGUAAACUACUUGUCAUACUAUUAUUUGUCACUCUCUCGAAUUAGUUUAAUAUGAGAACACAAUGAUUUUCACUAUCAACUAAAAGACAAAAUGUAGACCUUUAUCUGAGAGAAUGAGAAAAACUUUUUACCUUUAAUUUGGUUAUAAAGGUUUCAAGGUUGUGGUCACUCGUCUCUCGAGUCAGUGAAAUAUUCUAAUCAUAUGUGGGGGUAUGGAUUCGGACUCAUUCCAUUUCUAAAAUCUUCUAAAUUUCAUUUUAUAGAGCUCAACGCUUGUGAUGCUGCGUUAGACUCUGAGAAGUGGUCCGAGAUAGCUCCCUUACUCCGAUUCGUGGAGAACGGGAAACAUCUACUAAAUUUGGAAACCAUAUUAGUCGAUGGCCAUACAAAUUUACUUUGUUUAUGCUGAUUUUGGUUUCAGGUUCUAAAAGUAGCGGUCUGAAAUUCCAAAAUGAAACUCAUAUCGAUUUUUUAGAGAUGACUUGAGGUUUGGGAACAGGUUAUAAGUUCAAGGAAACAAAAUCAGGUGAACAAGGACAUGUGAUUGGAGCCCUAAACUACUAAUUUUAACCAUGUGUUCCAUGUAAGGCCAUUUCACGUCCAUUUUCGUCUUUAAUCGCUCCAUUAAUGCACGCUAAUACUAGUCUAUUCUCUGUUUUGAAGCAGUCUUCCAAAACUAUGCUAUAACAAUCCCAGAAAACCGACAUCAUAAUCUUUCCGACCCAUUCAGGCACUUGUACCGCUUUGAAGCACGACUUUUGUCCAUUGUCGGGUAAUCAUUCUGUUAUCUGACGGAUAAUAACAGAUCGAAGUGCGCUUGCCAGUAGAGAUGGGCAAUUCGCUCCUGAGCUGUUCCAGUGAAUCGAAUCAUUGAAGUGAGCUGACAGCUCACAGCUCUUUUCAAAAGAACCGCAGCUCAUCAGCUCACUCAUUUGCUACCCAGUUCACUGCAUUAUGACGAAGGGAACACGCUACGAGCUGGUCGGAUCUUUGGCUCUUUAAGAGAUUCAAUUUAGUCGACAUCAAUUAAAGAUAAACUAAUUCGCAUUGCAUUCAUUGCAUCAUUGCAAAUCAAUGAUUCAAUUUCGAUCAUGCAUAUGAAAGAAAACCGGUGCAUGAGAAAAACGGCGUACAAAAUGAACCUUAUGUUCAAACUAAAAGAGCUGAUGAGCUGAUACAUCGAAUCGAUUCACUUUGGUGAGCUGAUCGGUUCGGAGCUGUUCACCAAAAUAAGCUGUUUUGCACACCUCUACUUGCCAGGGCUGGCAAUAAUCAACUCAGUACUUCAUCAUCACCGAGUUCAGCUCACCUGCAAAUCGGUUUCAAAAGCAUCGCUGAACGAGUUGAGUAACUGGGUACCCAUUUGUAUAGAGAAAACAUCGUCUCAACAUCGUAGUGUCAAGCAAUCAGCAGAUGAGCGCUGACUGCUCAUCAAAUAUUAGAACCCACUGAGAGACGAUUUGUGAGUUGUGAUUUGAUGUGUGUGUACAUCAACACAUUGAAUCAGAUUCUUAUGAAGUUGUCUCGCUUGUAUUCCCCACCCACCAGAGUUGCCAUGGGCGGCCUAUGUUCGAAUCGAUGCCAUUUCAAUCCAUUUCUCAAGACAUGUUCUCGCAUGCUGGAGAACGCAUUCGUUUCAGUAGCCAGUUGUGUUUAGCUCGAGACAUGAAAUUCAAUCGUUUAUGGUAUACAUCACACUACGGUCCGACAUUUGUUUUCGUACAUUAAGGUGAAAUGUAGCGUCAUAAAAUGCGCGCAAAAUUUUAUCCGCUUCAGUUGAACGAACCGUCGCACAAAGCGUACCAAGAAAAACGGCCACAUAGAAACAAGAACUUUUUUCAAUGAUUGAGCGCAGUGGGUUUACCUCUCGUUAUAUUGGCUUGUAAAAAAGACGGGACGUAAUGGAUUUUAGAAUUCUUCACACUUUGAAUAUAUGCUGAUUCAAUCAUCAUUGUUAGUGAUUACUCUUACACUAGAGCUAUAUAUCAUGAGUAAUUAUGAAUGAUUAACAUGAGGUUAAAUGUAUAUGUAUUGACUAACUUGUUAACCAUGUAUAUGCCUGAUUUUAGUAGCAAGCAUCGAUUCUCCUUCAAAAGAACGGUUGAAGACAAGAGAACAUUCAAGUAUUUUCGAUAUCUUUGCCAGUCGUUCACCAGGCCCUUCCCGCCGAUGAGAUAGAAUUUACGUAAAAGUAUUCACCAUUAACUUUUUUUCGGAAGCGACUUUCGGAAUUGUAUAGCAUGAUGAGUCUAGAAAUGUCUGUUUCAACGAUAACGAACCGAAGACCAAACAGCAUCUGGCCUCCGGUGCCAGAAAUCAUCAAUAGUUUAAUAAUUUCUUAGAUUACAUUAUUGGAAUACAUUCCAAUUAUAACUAAUAGAUCAUCAUACCAUGCAGUUAAAAUUAUUUAGUGAAUCUUUUCUCAAGCACAUAUUUGGGGCACGAAAUUGAAUAUAAAGUUAUUUCGUAGUUCCUUAUUAUUCAAUCGAUUUUGAAAGCAAAAUCAAGCGUUGAUUCAUUGUAUUCAUAAUAAUUGAAAAACCAAUGAAUUCCAAUAAGUUUUCCAUUCUGACUGUCUCGAAGCUGGCCCUCACUGUUUAUCACAUUGUUUGUAUAAAUGACAGCUACUUAGAAAAUAAACGAUUUCUUACAAUACUCAUUUUAUUGUAUUCAAGUCGUUUUUAUUUCAACACAAAACCCAAUGCUGCAUAAAUUUGCGUCAUUAUUUUAUAUCUAUUUUUUGCUCACGAUAUAAUGCCACCGUGCAUUUCUCACACCACCUCAAUACGAAACAGCAGCGCGCAAGCAAUAAAAAAAAUGCAGAAAAGUUUAUGAAAACUUUUUCAAUUUUCGGUUGUUUUCGCUAAAAUUUUAUAAUUUUGAGUUGCAUUUUCAGAUUCUUUGUGAAAUUCUGCUACAAACACUACUUUUCAGUUCUAAAAUCAUCCCCGUGGAACGGAACAGUAACCGUUUAUACAUUUCAAAAACCAAUUACGGCUCGGCAAAGCAAAAUUUCUAAAUUCUAAGAAUACUUAGUUAUGAUAAAUUUGAUUUCGAAAACUUAAGUGUUUUUGGUUUUUCGAAAAUCGGUCUAGUUUUUGAAUAAUUGAUCGAAAACGUGAUUUUCGCAUUCCGCUACAUUUCACCUUAAUGCUCGUGUUCGUUUUGAGUACCAGCAAAAACAAAACCGAAAAUCUGAGUUGUGUUGGCAGCUCUGUGGUUUAAGAAUACACUCACCGGUGUAGCUCGGUACAGUGAUGCCAAACUCAGUACUCACUUUUUAAAACUAGGAAUGAGAGUUAAAUGCUAUGAAAUCAAAACUGAGAACCAUCAAUACCAUCAUAAUUUGAUGUCAGCGGUGCUCUGUAUAGGUGAGUGUGUUUGUUUAAAUCAGCGAUGAUUUUCAUCUUUACCAUCAUUUUUCGGAUUGCAUCGUAAAUCAUGUGGUGAGCUAAUGAAUAGAAAAAAAUCAAAUCUUAUGAGCGACUUUUUGCCACCCUUGGCGCUUGCGCUCGUCCUUUUAGUCCAGGAUAUCUUUCUCAUCUUCAGAAUCUUACCCAACUAUGGCAAACUCGUGCACUUUCUCUUUCCGGUCAUCCAGUACAAUUUUAUGUAAUAUGAUUGUCGUUUAUUUUGCCCCGGUUUUGUGUAGUUUUGAUACUAUUCUGUGUAACCGCUUUGUAGGGCCUGCCGCUGUCGGUUCAAACCAUGCAUUUGGGAGAUAGUUUUUCGCUAUUCCAUUUCGUGCGAUCCAAUUCGUAUUUGGCGUUGGAUAAAUCUCACGAAAACCAUGAAAAAUGUGAUUAAACAAUGAUGGUUUGAUUUUCCAGAUUCCAGACGACUCGAACAAAAUUUUACAAAAUCCCAUGUAAAUUUUAAAUUUGCUAUACGUUGGAAACACUACUGCCAUCUACUCGACUAUUCGCCCCGAUCUUUCAAAACGUUCCAUUUCGUUCCGGAACGAUAACAAAAUCCUGCUGCCUGUUAUAGAAAUAAUACAACUACAACAAUUUUAACACUUAUCACACGAUUUAUCUACGUGUUGAAGACAACUUUAUUUCCAUGUCGCAUUAUUCACACGAGAAUUCGAUCGGAAUAAAACAAAAAUAAACUUGCAUUUUAAUCAAGAGCAAAACAAAAAUCUAGCGUGAAAUGAAUGUUGCGCCCAAAAUUGUGGCUCAUGUGAAAGCAGCACCCAAAUCGUUGUGGCAUCUCGUGUCGAUCGUGGUGACAUCUGCAAGUGUUCACCACGCUGAUUGAGCAAUUUUUACACAUAGUUCAUAAGUGAGCCUGUAUAUCUGUUAUCUGUGCAUCAGCUGAGCUCACAAACUGAAGUAAGAUAAGCAAAUCAAAGAGCCGAGAUGGCUCUCUGCAGAAUUCAAGAUGUCGAGGAACAUUCUUCGAAAACAUAUUCGAUAGUUUUGACUAUAAUCACUCCUAUCACAGAUAACAGAUAUACAGACUAACUUAUGAACUAUGGGUAAAAAUUGCUCAAUCAGCGUGGCAAACAUUUGCAGAUGUCAUCACGAUCGACACGAGGUGCCACCACGAUUUGGGUGCUGCUUUCACAUGAGCCAGAAUUUUGAGCGCAACAUUCACUUCAUGCUAGAUUUUUGUCUUGCUCUUGGUUAAAAUGGCAAGUUUAUUUUUAUUUUAUUCCGAUCGAAUUCUCGUGUGAAUAAAGCGACAUGGAAAUAAAGUUGUCUUCAACACGUAGGGAAAUCGUGUGAUAAGUGUUAAAAUUGUUGUAGUUGUAUUAUUUCUCUAACAGGCAGGAGGAUUUUGUUGUUGUUCCGGAACGAAGUGGAACGUUUUGGAAGAUCGGGGCGAAUAGUCGAGUAGAUGGCAGUAGUGUUUCCAACGUAUAGCAAAUUUAAAAUUUACACGGGAUUUUGGAAAAAAUUUGUUCGAGCCUGUAUAUCUGUUAUCUGUGUUUCUAUUCUGUACGUCGAUCGAUUCGAAAUAUUCCGAUCGAAUGUGCAAUUUUCAUUCUACAUUCCGUUCGAGGUGGGUAUGAACUCGAAUAUCAUUCGUUCGAGUUGUUAAAUUUUCGAACAUUACUCGAUCGACUUGCGUACGUAUUACUUAUGUUCGGUUUAGAAUCGUUCCAAUUUGUUUAUACAAGUGUGACGGUUUCGUUUACUAAGAAAUUAAUAAUAUAAAUAAUAUAGAACGUGUAAGUAGUGUUUACAGCUUUGAAGAUUAGUGUUCGAAAUUUCAAGUGUUCCCGAACGAGAGUCGAUCGAAUCAUACAAGUCGAACGGAAUGAAGAAUGCAGAAUUUGAACUCGAACGAAAGUGUUUAUUCGUUCGUAUCACAAAUCCGUCGGAUUGCAGAAUCGGGGUGAAUAUGUCGAUCGCUGAGAUAUGAUAGCAUCCCUCGAUACUUAAGCCAAAUCGAUAAAAGUUUGAAUGUUUGAUCGUACGUCAUAGUAAAUUUGUGUUCAUCAUUUUUUAGAUUCCAAAUAUUUCAACUAAAAUGAGAUACUUAAAACCAGGCAUGCGAAAAUGUCAAAACUAUUACGGUAUCCAUCAAUACAACUAAGCGUAGCAUGUGUCAUUACUUUCUGGAAUAGUUUUCCUUAGCUUAUGAACUUAGGGAAGCAAUAUUCUACAUUAAAAUAAAGGACUAUAACUAAUUUGUGUAUAAUCUAUAGAUCAACAUGUGAUUUCAACGGAUAGUCAAGUAUAUUUUGCAAUGUCAACAAGAAAAAAAUAUUGAUUUCCCAGUGUAAAUUAUUCAUUGAAUUUAUAUAACCUCAAGUGAUCGAACAUAAGUGAUAAACUGACGACAACGAACAAGUUUCCUUUUUCGGAGAAAACGGCGUUUACGUUUUUCAACAUUGGCUGUUUACCUUGUCUUCUUUUUACGUUUCGUCUUCGACUCAUCAGUUCUGUAUUUUGUUUGCAUUUGCAAUCUGUACUUCAAUUGAGUUUGUGUUUUCUGUAUGUAUGUAUGUAUGUGAAGCGGGUAAACUUACAGUAGAUCCGAAUUUGAUUAUCAGAUAGCUUUCAUAUAACUGCUGUUAAGAAGGCCAAAAUGGGUUUUAAGGACCUUGUGUCUUCCAGCAAGAACAUCCGGUCAAAUAAUAAAGAAUUUCUCUAUACUACUCUAUAGUUACAAUACAUAAUAACAUAAUAUACUAUAGUAUAAUCACAGAUUACAGAUAUACAGACUCGAAUUUUUUUUUCAAGAUCCUGUGUAAAUUUCAAGUUUGCUAUACGUUGGAAACAUUACUGCCAUCUACUCGACUAUUCGCCCCGAUCUUUCAAAACGUUCUUUUUCGUUCCGGAACGAUAACAAAAUCCUCCUGCCUGUUAUAGAAACAAUACAACUACAACAAUUUUAACACUCAUCACACGAUUUCCCUAAGUGUUAAAGACAACUUUAUUUCCAUGUCGCAUAAAUCACUCGAGAAUUCGAUCGGAAUAAAACAAAAAUCUAGCGUGAAGUGAAUGUUGCGCCCAAAAGUGUGGCUCAUGUGAAAGCAGCACCCAAAUCGUGGUGGCACCUCGGGUCGAUCGUGGUGACAUCUGCAAGUGUUCGCCACGCUGAUUGAACAAUUUUUCACAUAGUUCAUAAGUGAGCCUGUAUAUCUGUUAUCUGUGCUUCUAUUUAAUAAGAAUAAGUUUGAUGUUCGAUUGAAAAAGCUAUCCGUUUAAAUGCAAACAAGGCUGAAAAUCACAUGUUGAACUAGAUUUGUGGAAAUCCACGGAAGCAUGGCAUUAAUUUUCCAUAGUGUACAUGCCAUUAGAAACAUACUUAUGGUAAAAAUAGGUUCAGGUUCGUACUAAGAAAAUGUUGAAAUAAAGAAUUACCUCCAAUGGGGACUAAAAAACACAAUAAAACACCAUUUUACAUUUAGCAUAGUCCAAUAUUAUAAAUCAAACCAUUCACAGCAACACGAAAAAUUACUAGCAGUAAGAACCGUUUAAUUUUUUUCUCAAUUAGGUGUCACUUUUAAAUUUCGAAAUAAUUCGCUUAGAAACAAUGCAAACCAAUUUUUAAUGGUUAGUUUACUUAAGUGUACACACACAUUUGACUAUAAUGCUAGCACAGACGGUUCCAAUAAAUGUGGUCCUUCCAAUAAACAUUUAUAUUCACUAGAAACAGAUUGUGAUGUUUUUCGAAGGGGAUUCAAACGCACUCGAUGUAUUGUUCUCAACACACUGAAAUUUAUUUUUCCUCUGUCACAUUUUGAGAAUUUUCAUAUACCUUCUAUUAGCGAUUAGUUACAACUAGCAAUGCUUCUACCAAUAUUUAGUAUGCUAACAUUAGCAGGAUUUGGGAUUCUACUCAAACAAAUCAUAUUCACUAUGCUAAAAUACCGCUUUGAACUGUGUUUCUUCCCCAAGAAGAAAAGAAACCCCAUUUUAAUGAGCCAGUAAAUGCAUCCGGUCCAAUGAAAUAGUUAGCAAAUAAAUCCACUGAUAAAAUAGCAUGAAUUUCAUACUAGUAACAUUUUAGUCGAGUGAUGAGAAUAAGGAAUGCUGAAGUGUGUAUUGAAUACAAGAGCAGAAAAAACACAACAAGAUAUUUAUCUACCUUCAUACUCUAGUGAUUCAUAGGAGCAAUUUUAUUGAGUAACGUAAGGUAAAGUCAAUAUUUCAGCAAAAAUAUUUAAUAUAUAUUCGUACCAAAUAAUCUAACGAUUGACGCCGCUCUCAAGCAAAGGUUUUUUUUUCUGUUUUUGGCCGGUAAUGCUACUAUAUAAUCAAUAAUAAAGUUUUCAAGUAGAGCAAAGCAAG
Malaya genurostris is the source of this 10133-nucleotide messenger RNA. Its product is annotated as protein AMN1 homolog. Gene Ontology annotation, biological process: SCF-dependent proteasomal ubiquitin-dependent protein catabolic process. Gene Ontology annotation, cellular component: SCF ubiquitin ligase complex. The record is from RefSeq and is a predicted model, not a curated record. Lineage: Eukaryota; Metazoa; Arthropoda; Insecta; Diptera; Culicidae. Gene Ontology annotation, molecular function: protein binding. Bases 136 to 909 code for a protein of 257 amino acids. The transcript is spliced from 3 exons.